Molecule: messenger RNA, 1962 nt
Organism: Hypomesus transpacificus
Lineage: Eukaryota; Metazoa; Chordata; Actinopteri; Osmeriformes; Osmeridae
Gene: fas
Product: Fas cell surface death receptor
Exons: 9
Coding region: 468-1472 (334 amino acids)
Biological process (GO): regulation of stress-activated MAPK cascade; motor neuron apoptotic process; necroptotic signaling pathway
Cellular component (GO): external side of plasma membrane; membrane raft; CD95 death-inducing signaling complex
Molecular function (GO): protein binding; tumor necrosis factor receptor activity
Source: RefSeq, a predicted model, not a curated record
CUCAGUCAUUGUGAUCCUGGAGGAAACUAAAAUCAGGUCCAAUCAAGCAUUCCUAAGUGCCCUUCAAAGCUGGUUUCCCACAUCAGAACAGCAUCAGUCAACAACCUAGAUUGAAUAUUCCAUGUGAGUAUAAUGAGACAGAAAGUCUAGGCAAAAGCUUGACAAAAUAUACAUUGUUUGAUAGGGUUUAGAGACUGACCUAAAUAUCACUUCUGCGAGCCACAGUACGCGGUGCAUUUCCCAGAUGGGAAGGCUACCAUACAAGACGUCUUUUAAAAAGCAACCUAUGAACAGGUGGUACCAGCUUUUGAAAUCUAGCCAUUGCAGGCAUAUGUCUACCCGUUCAGUGUUUCUGUCAUACGAGUUUUUAUUUCGUCUUCCGUCACUUUGGAAUAUAAGGAAACUUCCUGCUGCGGCCAUGCGAGGCUGCUUGAUAGGCUACUGCGAUCAGGAAGGCUAAAAGCUAAAUGAAGGCGAUGUUAGCGAAAAUGGUUACUUUACUUGUAUUUAUGUGUGUGGUUAUGUCAGUUACACUCAAGGCCGAAGAAAGUUCCAAACGCAACCUCAGCUUGUUACGCUUCAAGAGACAAGAUUGUCCAGAUGGUACAUAUGAACAUGAGGGGGUGACGUGUUGUCGUUGUGCUCCUGGUCAACGACUACAGAAGCACUGCACUCUUAAACCGGACGAUCGGAUUUGUGACUUCUGCACAACUGAGGUGACCUACAAUAGUGAGCCCACUUUCUUGGACUCCUGUGAACCAUGCAGUUCCUGUGACCCUAAAGCUAACCUUGAGGUGGAGGACAAAUGCACUAUCCGCAAGAACACAGUGUGUCGCUGCCAGAAGGGCUACUACUGUGACAGGGCGAAGGAGGACUGUACAGCCUGCCACCUUUGCAAAACGUGUGGGGAGAAUGUUGUCAAGGUUCCCUGUACAGCCACAAACAACACAAUAUGCCAUGAAGGCCAAAAGGAUUCUGAUUCUGAAAACAAUUAUGGUAGGAGGAUGGCGAUAGCUGUCACGUCGACCCUUGUUUUUAUUGCUGCUGCUGCUGGUUUGGGGGUUUUUUGUUGGCGAAAAAAGAAAGCAUGUUUUGCUCCAAAGGUUAAACCGACUGACAGUGGAACAGGACAGAAAAUACCACUUCUGAGAGGUGUCAUCCUCACGCCUCACAUCCCAGACAUAACCACAGUAGUGGGAUGGAAGAAUAUGAGGGAUGUGGCCAUGCGCUGUGGGAUGAGUCCCACUGAAAUUGAGUCUCAUCAGCUAAACUCACCAGACAGUAAUGAGUGGUGCCAGGGUCUUCUGAAUGCCUGGGUGGAGAAGGAAGGUUCCCAAGCAGCCGAAAAACUGGUUCUGAACCUCCGGCAGAUAAAGAAGAAGACCACAGCAGAGCGUGUGGAGGCAAUACUUGGGACCAUGGAUGAAAAUGGGCACAACAGAGAGGGUAAAGAACAGGUUGAAAAGGCUUGACCUAGUUCCAUCUGAACACAUGGACUUGGGUUCUCUCAAAUAUAUAUGAUAUGUGCGGAGAUGUUCUUGGAGCAGGACUGACCCCAGCCUGUGUGAUGGAAAGACAAUGUUUAUGUAUGUUAUAUGGAAAAUGAGGCUAUUUUACGGUGAUGUAAAUGGAGAUGCAGCUUGUAUGGCUUAUAGCAUGGUAAAGACUGCAUCAUUUUGUCAAGUGUCAAUGGCCCUCUUUUUAUAACGUCUGGCCCAUACCCUUUGAGAGAUGAUCUCAAUAGUUGGUUUGAUGAUCAAACGCUGUGUUUCUGUAAAUAUAGUUUUGAACGAUUGGGCACAUGUUAGUGUUGUAUGAUGUUUGUCUUCCAGAAGUGUCAAACGUAAGCUUCUCUCACAGUUGAGUUAUGACAGGUUUACAGGCCAUUGAGUCACAAUUUAACUCACACUCCACACACAUCAUAGUGUACAUAGUGUCAUAAAUAGUAAUCUUUCCAGGCAA